GUAAUACCUAUGUAUAGUAUUUGUGUGUCUGGCGUCGACCCCACUCAGUGUUGUUCGCAAUGUCGCGUUCCGUGGCCGGUUUUGUUAUAUUUCUCUAUGUCUGCACCGUCUCAGGUCAGCAGUACCCUGUGUAUCGGUUGAAGGGUACUCCAACCGACCCAAGCAUUGCCAUCGGUGUCAUAUCAGGCGGCUAUUACCCACCUUACAGCUUCAGUAUUGGUCAUGGUGAUGACAACGAAAACGGAGAUGGAGGUCCAGGGGCUGAUUAUGGUGUGAAUAAUGGAAACAGAGGAAAUGGACAAUCUGCCAAUGGAAGCACAAGACCUCCACAGAGUGAAGGUGGUUACGUUCACGGGCAAAAUGAUAUCAAUAACUAUGGUCAGAAUCCAACCACUGACUAUGAUGUACGGCACCAGUAUCCUGCUCCCGAUUCUAAUGGUCCAUUUCAAAACCCAGGACGGAAGCCAACUCAUCCCUACGAUGCUGGUUACAACCAAAACAACGACGUUCCUGUUAGAAAUUCUGCACCUAGAAACAGAUUCUUUCCCCGUAUCUUUGAAUAUAUUUUUAGUUUUUUUGGGUAAUUUUCAUUUUCACGUUUAUGUUUUGAAACAUCAGAUUACGCAGCGUGUGUUAUAAAAUAAAUAUGAAAUAAUAUAUACAUACGUUCAAUAUGCAAAAGUAUAAUAUGAUGUUGUAAAUAUAUAGCACUGGUAAUGAGUUACUCAUACUCAUAUAGUAACAGUUUUAUAAUUAUUUUGCUUUUAAUAUUAAAGACAUAACAUAACAUCACGCCUUUUGUUCCCGAAGGGGUAGGC
Molecule: messenger RNA, 818 nt
Organism: Spodoptera litura
Lineage: Eukaryota; Metazoa; Arthropoda; Insecta; Lepidoptera; Noctuidae
Source: RefSeq, a predicted model, not a curated record